Molecule: messenger RNA, 2127 nt
Organism: Sinocyclocheilus anshuiensis
Lineage: Eukaryota; Metazoa; Chordata; Actinopteri; Cypriniformes; Cyprinidae
Product: serine/threonine-protein kinase/endoribonuclease IRE1a-like
Exons: 12
Coding region: 45-917 (290 amino acids)
Biological process (GO): intrinsic apoptotic signaling pathway in response to endoplasmic reticulum stress; protein phosphorylation; IRE1-mediated unfolded protein response
Cellular component (GO): IRE1-TRAF2-ASK1 complex
Molecular function (GO): ATP binding; protein serine/threonine kinase activity; RNA endonuclease activity
Source: RefSeq, a predicted model, not a curated record
CUGAAGUGACUGUGAUGAAUCCCUGACAGCAAGAUGUGGAGGAGAUGCUCUUUGGCCUUCGAGAUCUUCACCAGGCCGGAGUGAUACAUGGUGAUAUAAACCCUAGAAAUAUCAUCAUAGAUUCUGAAGAAAAUGUUAGACUUAUCGGCUUUGGCAGAAACAUCAAACUGGAGGAGGGAGAAACAACUGCCAAUGCAGAGAAAGCUGGUUUCCAAGAGAAUGAUUAUACAAAGAGCUCUGACAUCAAGGCUGCUGGGAUGUUGGUGUACUACAUCCUCUCUGGUGGGAAACAUCUGGUCAUAGAGGAUUGUGACAUGCAGAAUGAUGGGCUAGAUAUUGUAGCCCAGGAUCUCAUUGACUGGAUGAUCAACAAUGACCCAGCCAUUGAUGAGGUCCUAAAACACCCUUAUUUCUGGAAUAAAAAAAUAACAGAGGAAGUGCUGAGGAAAGUGGGCGAUCGACCUGAAGUCCAGUACUACACUGAUAUUUCAAAAGCUUGCCAAAUUUGGAAAGCUGAAAAAGGCCUAACAGGAGUAGAAGCCGUCGAAAAGGCCUUCAUCGAUAAAAAGGACAAAAAUGGACAAAAAGGGGCUGUGAAAACUAAAGUUCUUGAGAUACUUGGAAAGACUGAGCAAGUCCAGAACGAAAACUUUUCUGAAAAGUUUUUCAAGCUUUGUAAAUGUGCAAAGAGCUACUCAAAAGGCAAAACGUUUAGUAAAUGGAAAUCAGAGCUUUCAGGUAAAUGGCCAAAAAUAGACAAAACUUUUCCGGAGGACUUAAUUGGCCUGCUGCGUACUUACCGCAACAAACUGGUUCAUGUGGGGUUCAAUGAACAGAUGUUCAACCGUUUUCCAGAUUUCUACAUCAGCUUACACAGAUUGGCUAUAGACAUGGGCUGGGACUGUACCUGGUCUUAAGAUGAGCGAAGAGCUCAUCAGCACCUGUUGGUCCGUUCGGGUGUCUGAAUAAUGCUCGCUAUGGCAUUGCUUGGGGAGCUCUGGGUGCCGCAGAAUUUUGUUUCCAUGCAGCACGGCAGUACACACUGGACAGAAUCCAGUUUGGAGUUCCUCUAGCCAGAAACCAGCUGAUCCAGAAGAAAAUGGCAGACAUGUUAACCGAGAUCACCACUGGCCUGCAGUCAUGUAUUCAACUGGGCCGACUGAUAGAUGAGAGAAAAGCGGCUCCAGAGAUGAUAUCUAUGCUAAAGAGGAACUCCUGCGGUAAAGCCCUGGAUAUCGCUAGACAGGCCCGAGAUAUGCUGGGAGGAAACGGCAUCGCAGACGAGUAUCACAUCAUUCGUCACGUCAUGAACCUGGAAGCCGUCAACACUUAUGAAGGUACCCAUGAUAUCCAUGCCCUGAUCCUGGGCAGAGCCAUCACUGGACUUCAGUCCUUCACGGUGGACAGAUGAGCUGCUGUCACAUCAUGUCCACUGACUGCUGCUGCCUUUGACCUAUAGCCCAUAUAAUUCCUGAAUGCUUUUAAACUUUCCAUUAUUUACCAUUACAACUGACUUGAAAUUGACAAUACAAUAUUCUCUGAAUCUGGUAGCAGUAUUUGAAUUAAUGUGUGUCAUUUUGAAUGUCUGUACUUUAUGUUGCCUUUGUCAGAGAUCUAUUUUUGUAUGUUCUAACUAGAUCACAACACUUUGAAUGAAUGUUUGACUGCAGGUUUUUUUAAGCAGAUUUGUAAAGAAAUGCACCAAGGAUCGCAGAGAUGAAAAGUGCAUGUUAUUGUUUGUACAUUGAUGUAUUAUAGAAAGAUUUCAAAGAAGUGUUGAACAAAAUUGUUUACUGCAGUUGAAUAAAAGAUUAAAUAUUAUAGUGUUUGCACACUGGUUUUCAUUACCCAGAUUGUACCGAGGGUCUCUAGGGUCUGUUAUCUAUUCCUAAAUUUGAUAAUGGUGCUGUAUCUUGCUAUCUGUAUCUAUUUAGAGUAGCUCAUUUGUACUAAGAAAGCCAUAAAGAGAAUUAGCAACAGAUUAAAUGAGUUUUCAAUAACUAAUGCUGUGGGGAAAAGCCUUAAUCCUACAAAGCUCAAACCUUAGUUAUUGAAACACAAAUAAUGCGGUUACCCAAACCACAUUUGCCAGGGUUUAGAAGGAAUGAUAGUAAAAGACCUUUAGGU